AAUAGUUUGCUAAAUAUUGAUAGAAAAGACUAAAUCUUUAACCGCAUUUAUUUGAUUAUCCUGAAAAUCUGUCAGACAGAAACUCUAUUUUUAUCCACCUUCAUUUUUACCUUCAGAGCAGCCUUCUCCAUAGCAACUAGAAACUUCUCCGGGCUGGAAUAAUCCUCUCUCACUCCCAGCGCACAGUCAAGGAAUUUUAAAAACAGAGAACUUUGAAACCACAAAAUACUCCCAGAGACUUAAAGGCCGGUGGAGCUCGGAUGAAUAAUCACUUCUCUUAAGAAAUUCCUCUGGCUACAAGUUUAUUCUGCAACUGGCCAUCUACCCAUCCCCAUCUGAGACGGAGUCAAGGUAAAGGAAGAGUGGAAAUGUGCUUCUGGACAAAGGUCUCAGUAUUUUUGGUGCUACUGUUCUGUCUCCUCAGCCUUGGGUCCUCUACUGAGACAGACAAGCCCUCCAGUCAGGAAGACAGCAGCACUGGGAGUCAGGGCCAGCUGGCAGAAGUCCUGAGGGUCCUCUCUGCUAGUGACCGCCCACCCCUCAACCAUUCACAAAGCCUCAUCAAAACUCUGUUGGAGAAGACCGGGUGCCCACGGAGAGCAAAUGGAAUGCAAGGGGACUGCAAGCUGUGCUUGGAACCAGAUGCUGUGUCACUCAUAGUAGGGGAAGAUUUGGAAGAUCAGUCUAGAGAGGAGGUGGUCCAGAGAGUUUCUCUUCUCCUCCUCUACUACAUUAUUCACCGAGAAGAGAUCUGUUCUAAAAAGCUCAACAUGAGCAAUAGAGAGUAUACAUUUUACCUGCGUAGCCUCCUGGGCCUCAGGCAGGAUGAAGACUCCUACUUCCUUUCAGAGAAUGAGACUGAAGAUAUCUUGGCUUUCACCAGGCGGUACUUUGACACUUCUAAGAGCCAGUGUAUGGAAACCAAGGUCCUACAGAGAAAGUCUGGAAUACAGGGCAGUGAUGGCGCCGAUGAAAAGACGCUUCCUUUGCUGGCCACCAACAUCAUUGCUUUCUCUCUCCAAGGGAUUUGCCUGGGGAGAAGAAACUUGCCUUCCCCGGAUGAUUUUACGGAAUAUAUUUUCAGUUUCAUGAACCAUUCCGGUACCCUCCACCUAUCAGAACUAGACCAACUCCUCAACCUACUCUUGACCAGAAGUGUCUGUACCAAAAGGGAUAAAAUCCAUCAACAUGGAAAGAAACAGAACAAUGUAUCAAUCCAUGAUUGGGGUGACCCUAAGACAUCUAUAACUGAGUACAAAGAGUCAGAUGAUCAUUCAGUGUCCUGGGAUCAGACUUGCUUCUCUGCUAGGCAGUUGGUUGAGAUAUUUCUACAGAAUCACCAUCCAUCCAUCUCUAAGGAAGAUUUUAAGCUGCUGAGUCCAGGGAUCAUCCAGCAACUACUCAGUUGCUCUUGUCAUCUGCCCAAGGACCAUCAAGCAAAACCCCCACCCACCACUCUGGAGAAAUAUGGCUACGGCACCGUGGCUGUGACGCUCCUCACACUGGGUUCCAUGCUAGGGACAGCACUGGUCCUGUUUCACAGCUGCGAGAACUACAGUCUUGUUUUACAACUGUUUGUGGGCUUGGCGGUGGGGACCCUCUCUGGAGAUGCUCUACUCCACCUCAUCCCUCAGGUUCUUGGUUUACAUAAGCAGGAAGCUCUAGAGUUUGGACAUUUACAUGAAAGCAAAGGACCUAUGUGGAAGCUGUUGGGAUUAAUUGGAGGCAUCCAUGGAUUUUUCAUGAUAGAAAAAUGUUUUAUUCUUCUUGUAUCACCAAAUGCCAAGCAGGGACUGCCAUUGGCUAAUGGGCAUGUGGAGCAUUCCCACCACCUUGCACUCAACUCUGAAUUAAGCGACCAGUCAGGCAGAGCCAAAACGACUUCGACUAUUCAGUUGAAAGGCCCAGAAGAUUCACAGGCAGCUGAACUCCCCAUAGCUAACACAACAACCUCCAACAGAAAAUGCAAGGCUGUCAGCCUGCUGGCAGUAAUGAUACUGGUUGGGGAUAGCCUGCACAAUUUUGCAGAUGGCCUAGUGAUAGGUGCAGCCUUCUCAUCUUCAUCUGAGUCUGGAGUGACAACGACAAUUGCUAUUUUGUGCCAUGAAAUUCCACAUGAGAUGGGAGAUUUUGCAGUGCUGUUAAGCUCUGGACUCUCCGUUAGGACUGCCAUCCUGAUGAAUUUCUUGAGCGCUCUGACAGCCUUUGUAGGACUAUACAUCGGUCUCUCGGUGUCUGCUGAUCCAUGUGUCCAAGAGUGGAUCUUAACAGUGACUGCUGGGAUGUUCUUAUAUUUAUCCUUGGUGGAAAUGCUUCCUGAAAUGACUCAUGUUCAAACACAACGACCCUGGAUGACGUUUCUCCUACAGAACCUUGGGUUGGUCCUAGGCUGGCUUUCUCUCUUACUCUUAGCUGUCUAUGAACAAAAUAUUAAAAUAUAAGUUGAGAUUCUUCAACUCCUUCCAAAAUAGGCCCAUGUGGUCAUGUUUU
Nannospalax galili (Upper Galilee mountains blind mole rat) is the source of this 2490-nucleotide messenger RNA. It is a transcript of the gene Slc39a12, whose product is annotated as solute carrier family 39 member 12. The transcript has 13 exons. Gene Ontology annotation, cellular component: membrane. Bases 369 to 2441 code for a protein of 690 amino acids. NCBI's taxonomy places the organism in Eukaryota, Metazoa, Chordata, Mammalia, Rodentia, Spalacidae. The record is from RefSeq and is a predicted model, not a curated record. Gene Ontology annotation, biological process: zinc ion import across plasma membrane; intracellular zinc ion homeostasis. Gene Ontology annotation, molecular function: zinc ion transmembrane transporter activity.